Dama dama (fallow deer) is the source of this 1406-nucleotide messenger RNA. RefSeq names its product microfibrillar-associated protein 1-like. Gene Ontology annotation, molecular function: RNA binding. Gene Ontology annotation, cellular component: U2-type spliceosomal complex. The transcript has a single exon. Gene Ontology annotation, biological process: mRNA splicing, via spliceosome. Bases 87 to 1406 code for a protein of 439 amino acids. The record is from RefSeq and is a predicted model, not a curated record. NCBI's taxonomy places the organism in Eukaryota, Metazoa, Chordata, Mammalia, Artiodactyla, Cervidae.
GGAGAGGGUUUUAUCUUUUCGUUGACGUUGUAGCUGUUCACUUUGAAAUCAGUCGAGUUUCGGGAGUCACCGCCGCUGUUGUCAAAAUGUCGGUCCCAAGCUCACUCAUGAAGCAACCGCCCAUUCAGUCGACGGCUGGGGCCGUCCCGGUUCGCAAUGAAAAAGGUGAGAUUUCGAUGGAAAAAGUGAAGGUAAAACGUUAUGUGUCGGGAAAGAGGCCAGACUAUGCCCCUAUGGAGUCCUCAGAUGAGAAGGAUGAAGAGUUUCAGUUCAUUAAGAAAGCCAAAGAACAAGAAGCAGAGCCCUGGGAACAGGAGGAGGAUUCAUCUAGUGACCCUCGGCUGCGGCGUUUGCAGAACCGUAUUAGUGAAGAUGUGGAGGAGAGGCUGGCUCUACACCGGAAAAUAGCGGAACCUGAAGUGCUUGGAGAAAGUGACUCCGAAGUAGAAGGAGAUCCUUGGCGCAUGGAACGAGAAGAUGGCAGUGAAGAAGAGGAAGAAGAGACUGAUGAAGGGGAAAUAGAACGGCGCCGUGGCAUGAUGAGCCAAAGAGCACAGGAGAGAAAAAAUGAAGAGCUGGAAGUCAUGGAGGUGGAAGAGGAGGGACGUUCUGGGGAGGAGUCCGAAUCAGAGUCUGAGUGUGAGGGGUACACAGACAGUGAGGAUGAGACGGAGCCUCGCCUUAAGCCAGUCUUCCUUCGGAAGAAGGACCGGGUGACGGUUCAAGAACGUGAGGCUGAAGCAUUGAAACAGAAGGAGCUGGAGCAGGAGGCCAAACACAAGGCUGAGGAGAGACGCAAGUACACACUCAAGAUUGCAGACGAAGAAACCAAGAAAGAGCUGGAGGAGAACAAGAGGUCUCUGGCUGCCCUGGAUGCACUCAAUACUAGUGAUGAAAAUGAUGAGGAGGAAUAUGAGGCCUGGGAAGUCCGGGAGUUAAAGAGAAUCAAGAGGGACACAGAAGACAGAGAAGCACUUGAGAAGGAGAAAGCAGAAAUUGAACCAAUGAGAAACCUAACUGAGGAAGAGAGGCGAGCUGAGCUUCGGGCAAAUGGCAAAGUCAUCACCAACAAAGCCGUUAAGGGCAAAUAUAAGUUCCUACAGAAGUAUUACCACCGGGGUGCCUUCUUCAUGGAUGAGGAUGAAGAAGUAUACAGGAGAGAUUUCAGCGCACCUACCCUGGAGGAUCAUUUCAACAAAACCAUUCUUCCCAAAGUCAUGCAGGUCAAGAACUUUGGACGCUCUGGUGGUACCAAAUACACCCACCUCGUGGAUCAAGAUACCACCUCCUUUGACUCAGCAUGGGGCCAAGAGAGUGCCCAAAAUACAAAGUUCUUUAAACAAAAGGCAGCCGGGGUACGAGAUGUAUUCGAACAGCCAUCUGCCAAGAAGCGGAAAACUACUUAA